AUGGCCAUUUUUCAGCUGUUUUCGUCCAGACAGCCCAGGAAGCGAGACGGGCCGUGGUCUUUGCUUGUCUGUGCUUGUGCUACCAUGACCUGGGUUGCGUCAUUGGGUUUCCUGUUCAGCUUUGGAAUUUUUCUUCCUGUGUUCAUGAACUAUUUCAACGAAUCCAGGGAAACCACAGGUUAGCCUACUUUCCAAACGACUCUUCCUUUUACUCUUACACCUCUAAUCAAUGGAGAUGACGCUCGCCUUCGUUCACUAUCGUGUGCAUCUAAAUUUGGUGCGUAAUUUGAGCCGCUGUACCUUUCACUAAUUGUUUACUUCGGCCACCAGAGCUGUUUGAAUUUAAUUGAGUGCGCCAUAACCCCUCUUUUUUUAAGUUUGCUGGCAGAGAAAUUUCUUCAAAAGGGGAUUAAUGUAUCAGACGUAUACAUGUAUUUACAUAGAAGUAUCUAGACGUUCGGAGUUAAUUUAUAAUAGCAACAGAGCCAGCGUCCUACUCGUUCGUUCUUCUUCAGCUCUCCACCACCUUAGGAGCAAAACGGAAAGAGAUCUUAGUAGUAAGAUUAGCAUUUCUACAGCCUGUACACCGGCUGCGCUGCUAUCGGGCCCCAUUUACUUAGUGAAGGGGCCUGGGUCACUCCCAAGCUUGAUCUAAAUAUCAAUUCUCGCAAGAUUAUUUAGCUUCUAGCAUCUAACUUCUCCUCACAAUAUCACUCCUGGAUCGAACAUUUAGGUCACGAGAGUUAAGGAAAUGAUCACCGACUAAAGAAGCUCUUGAUUGUUAAAAACAAAUUCUCCUUGUCGGUGUCGGAGACUGUGUUUUGUGCGUGACACAUAUCAGAUAACAAGUGUAAACAUUACAUCAAGAGAGACUAUCAUUUGUUAUCAAGAGUUAGAAGCACCGCCUUUCGUGACUUUGGGACAUUGAUCGGUUUGCAUGAUCGAUGCAACCUUGAAUAACCUUUUAUAUCAGGCCUUAGCAACAACUAAUCACAAUGUGGAGAAUGUAGUAUAAGAGAGUGAUUUCGUUACAAGUUAUGCAGAGUAGCUCUACAUGCCCGUCGUAACUGAGUGAAUACGAGAGUGGAGAUAAACAAUUGAGCUUAAUCGAGUCUGUUGAUUGAGUCUAGUUCGUUAGGAUUCUAUCCCUAGUAAACGGGACAAAGUUUACGAAGAAUACGCAUACUGACGUUAGGGUGUAAAGGAUCAAACAAUACAACUUUGUCAUUUUCGUCAUAGCCUUCACUUGAAAUAAGAAAAAAAAAAAAAAAGAAAAAAAAAAGUAACAUAUGUGAUGUUUUAUUUGAUGGCUUAGCAUGGCUCGGUUCUGUUGGUAUCGCCUUGGCCUUCUUCACUGGGCACCUGUCUUCUGCUCUGGUUACUCGGUUUGGCUGCCGAGUCACAACUUUGAUCGGAGGCGCAUUCUGUGUCGUCAGUUUGAUUACCAGCUCUUUUGUGGAGAACAUGAUGGUUCUCUUCUUUACCUACAGUCUCCUAUUUGGUUUGGGAUCCAGUUGCACGUUCUCUGCGGGUCUGGUAGUAAUAGGAAAGUACUUUAAAAAAAGACAGUCAUUAGCAACAGGGGUAUUGACAGCUGGGCACGGUGGAGGAGUGCUCGUUAUGGGCCCCACGUUAGAGGCCCUAGUGAGAAUCACCGGUAGCUGGCAAACGACUUAUCGCAUAAUGGCGGGAGUAGCAUUCAUCUUGUGUUCUCUCGCUGUGACAUUUGAUCCCAACGUUGAGAGUGAUGAAGAUGAUAACGACAAUCAAGAGAAAGAGGAACGUCACGGGGGUGAUAAGGCGAUUGAGGAGGGUGCCACAAAGAAACAGCUGAUUGAUUUCUCCGUGUGGAAAGAACUUCCAGUCAUUGCUAUCAUAGUAGGCGCAUGUGUGGUAGAGUUCGGCCAUUUUGUGCCGCAGAUUCAUUUGGUAAGUCCGACCCUUAACAAACGCAAUCGAAACGCUCUUACCAUCCUUUGACAAAGAAGCUCGUACAUGACCAGUUGAAAUUUGCUUAUGCACAGAUUAUUCUGCGCGCGAUCGAGGUGACAUGUGCGCGCAAUCGAGGCCACAUUUCAUGUCACUUCGACUUUUUUUUUCCGCUUCUUAUCUUUGUCUUUCUCUCUAGAUUCGCUACGGUGAAGAUCUAGGAAUCUCGGCCGAGAAAGGUUCAAAACUUUUUAUCUACUACGGACUGUGCUCCACCAUUGGUCGGCUCCUGGCUGGUAUUAUGUGCAACAACGAGAAGGUGAACCCAUUCUACGUGUUCCAGGCUGCAGAGUUUGUGGCUGGUUUGAGCACAAUCCUUGUUACUCUUACUACAAUCUACACACCUUUGGUUAUCUACGUUAUAGUAUAUGGUCUCAGCGACGGAUUCUUCUUCACGAGUUUGAGUUUUAUUCUUCUCACGGCCAGUCCGUUAAAGACGCCCGCAGUGCUUGGCUGGGAAAUGAUGCUGACAUCAGCUUUCUUGGCCAGUGGUCCUCCAUUAGCGGGUAUGGGCAGAAAACUUGUACUCAAGUGAUAUCUUUAAAGUAUUUAUAAAGUGCAGUAGAUAUGUGUCAUAUACCAUGAGAGACAGGCCAUUACUCAUCGCUUAAGGAGGCUGGAGGAUUUUGGUUGUAUCACGAUCAAAUUUACCUGAUUCCCCCUAAGGCUGUGAAACAUUCUUGUGAUUUCCCUUCAUCUACAGGUAAUUUAUAGUCCCCUCCCCCCUUUAUGCUGUGUUUGCCAUAACUGAAUAAUUGACCCUCUUUCCCCCCCCCCUCCAUUUCCCCUGAAAAACAAUAAUAAUGACUAGUUCCCGACCCCUUCUCAGCUCUUAACCAGUGAUCAUAGCCCACGCAUACUUACCUCAGAUGAAAAACGAAAGAAAAAUCAAGAGUUGCUUGGGUACAGUCUCACUCUGGCUAAUCGAUAUAAAUUGUUGAUGAAUGAAAAUUUUUCGUUUGGUUUUAAAAGAGGGGUAAGUUUUGACCAUGAAAUCGGGUCUGUAUAUUUGAAAUAUCAGUGGUAAUGUUCACGUGCCCCUUCCCCCUUCCACUCUUGUAGUUACCACUUUGUACGUAGUAUCCCAGAGACCAUCACUGAGAGGGGCAAGCGAGGCAAUAAGUGUCAAAAAAUGUGUCCAGGAAUGCAGUUACUUGAUGAGAGUCGGUGAAGUAACCUCUCAACCCCUUUCUUUUUGAAGAACUUGGCUAAUGUACGUUCUCAUCUCCAGGCCCUUACCUGUGAUACGUCAUUUUCUGUCAGUGUUUCUGUUAUCCAGGCUCUAAAGACUACCCUUUUAUCACAUGGACAAAUUUCGCAACCAUAAGUCAAAAAUGUAGUUCCAUUUGUCAAAAUUGUUACGGAGAUUAGGAUUUUCUCAGAAUCGUUGUUUCACAUUCAUUUCAUUUCUUUGUUUUAUCAGGUCUUUUAGCGGACAAAUUGGGCUCAUAUGUCCUUCCUUUCCAAGUUGCUGGAGGUAUCACGCUGGCAGGAUCGUUCAUUCCCUUUAUGUUGUUGUGUGACAAACGGCGAGGAAAAGCUGUGUCCAUACUGGAACAAGAAGAUGGCGAGAACCUUCAAGGAGUGGCGUGA
Messenger RNA from Pocillopora meandrina, 3582 nucleotides. The record is from the annotation of a GenBank genome assembly. NCBI's taxonomy places the organism in Eukaryota, Metazoa, Cnidaria, Anthozoa, Scleractinia, Pocilloporidae.